ACGUGGACAGCCUGCUGGACGGCUUAAAUUCCUUGGUUCUUGAUUUGGAUUUUCCAGCCUUGAGGAAAAAUAAGAAUAUAGAUAAUUUCUUAAAUAGAUAUGAGAAAGUUGUGAAAAAAGUCCGAGGCCUGCAGAUGAAGGCGGAAGACUAUGACGUUGUGAAAGUCAUCGGGAGAGGAGCUUUUGGUGAAGUGCAGUUGGUUCGUCAUAAGGCAUCACAGAAUGUGUAUGCUAUGAAGCUGCUUAGUAAGUUUGAAAUGAUCAAAAGAUCAGAUGCUGCUUUUUUCUGGGAAGAGAGAGAUAUUAUGGCCUUUGCCAGUAGUCCCUGGGUGGUUGAGCUCUUCUGCGCCUUCCAAGAUGAUAAGUAUCUAUACAUGGUCAUGGAAUACAUGCCUGGUGGGGACCUUGUAAACCUGAUGAGUAACUACGACGUGCCUGAGAAGUGGGCCAAGUUCUAUACUGCAGAAGUGGUUCUGGCUCUGGAUGUGAUUCACUCCAUGGGCCUGAUCCACAGGGACGUCAAGCCGGACAACAUGCUGCUGGAUAGGCAUGGGCACCUGAAGCUGGCAGACUUUGGCACCUGUAUGAAAAUGGAUGAGACAGGCAUGGUGCACUGUGACACAGCGGUCGGAACCCCGGACUACAUAUCACCUGAGGUUCUGAAAUCGCAAGGGGGCGACGGUUAUUACGGACGAGAGUGUGACUGGUGGUCUGUUGGGGUUUUCCUUUUUGAAAUGCUAGUGGGAGAUACUCCGUUUUAUGCAGAUUCACUUGUAGGAACUUACAGCAAAAUUAUGGAUCAUAAAAAUUCAUUAUCUAUACCUGAAGAUGCUGAAAUUUCUAAACACGCGAAGAAUCUCAUCUGUGCCUUCUUAACAGAAAGGGAGGUACGCCUUGGGAGAAAUGGGGUAGAAGAAAUCAAACAGCAUCCUUUCUUUAAGAAUGAUCAAUGGAAUUGGGAUAACAUAAGAGAGACGGCAGCUCCUGUAGUGCCUGAGCUCAGCAGUGACAUAGACAGCAGCAACUUUGAUGACAUUGAAGAUGAUAAAGGAGAUGUCGAAACCUUCCCGAUUCCUAAAGCUUUUGUGGGGAAUCAGCUGCCCUUUGUAGGGUUUACCUACUAUAGAGACAAUUUGUUGUUAAGCAGCUCUCCACCUUGCAGAGAAAGUGACUUGGUACAAUCAAGGAAAAAUGAAGAAAGUCAAGAGAUUCAGAAAAAAUUGUAUUGCUUAGAAGAACGCUUUAACAAUGAGCUACAAGCCAAAGAGGAGCUAGAGCAAAAGUGCAAAUCUGUUACUACUCGCCUAGAGAAAACAGCAAAGGAGCUAGAAGAGGAGAUUACCUUACGGAAAAAUGUGGAGUCAGCAUUAAGACAGCUAGAAAGAGAAAAGGCGCUUCUUCAGCACAAAAAUGCAGAGUAUCAGAGGAAAGCUGAUCACGAAGCAGACAAGAAACGAAAUUUGGAAAAUGAUGUCAACAGCUUAAAAGAUCAACUUGAAGAUUUGAAAAAAAGAAAUCAGAACUCCCAAAUAUCUACCGAGAAAGUAAACCAGCUGCAGAGACAGCUGGAUGAAACGAAUGCUCUGUUGCGAACAGAAUCUGACACCGCAGCCCGGUUGAGAAAGACUCAGGCGGAAAGUUCCAAACAGAUUCAGCAGCUGGAAUCCAACAACAGAGAUCUGCAAGAUAAAAACUGCCUGCUGGAGACUGCCAGGUUAAAACUGGAAAAGGAGUUUAUCAAUCUUCAGUCUGCUCUAGAGUCAGAAAGGAGAGACCGGACCCACGGAUCAGAGAUCAUCAGUGACUUACAAGGUAGGAUAUCUGGCCUAGAAGAAGAUUUAAAGAAUGGCAAAAUCUUACUAGCAAAAGUAGAACUGGAGAAGAGACAACUGCAGGAGAAGCUUACUGAUUUGGAAAAGGAAAAGAGCAACAUGGAAAUAGACAUGACAUACCAGCUCAAAGUUAUCCAGCAGAGCUUCGAGCAGGAGGAAGCUGAGCACAAGGCCACGAAAGCGCGGCUCGCGGAUAAAAACAAGAUCUAUGAAUCCAUUGAGGAAGCCAAAUCGGAAGCCAUGAAAGAAAUGGAAAAGAAGCUUUUGGAAGAAAGGGCUUUAAAACAGAAGGUGGAGAACGUGCUGCUGGAGUCGGAGAAGAAGUGCUCCAUGCUGGACUGUGACCUGAAGCAGGUGCAGCAGAAGCUGAACGAGCUCCUCAGGCAGAAGGACGCGCUCUGCGAGGAUGUUAGAAACUUGACACUAAAGAUAGAGCAGGAAACUCAGAAGCGGUGCCUCACGCAGAAUGACCUGAAGCUGCAGACGCAGCAGGUGAACACGCUGAAGAUGUCAGAGAAGCAGCUGAAGCAGGAGAACAACCACCUGGUGGGGAUGAAGCUGAGCCUGGAGAAGCAGAACACCGAGCUCCGAAAAGAGCGGCAGGAUGCGGAUGGCCAAAUGAAAGAGCUACAAGAUCAGCUUGAAGCAGAGCAGUAUUUCUCCACCCUCUAUAAAACCCAAGUUAGGGAACUUAAAGAAGAAUGCGAAGAAAAGUCCAAACUCUGUAAAGAAUUACAACAGAAGAAGCAAGAGCUCCAGGAUGAAAGGGACUCCUUGGCCGCCCAGCUGGAGAUCACCUUGACCAAGGCAGACUCAGAGCAGCUGGCUCGCUCCAUUGCGGAAGAGCAGUAUUCUGAUUUGGAAAAAGAGAAGAUCAUGAAAGAGCUGGAGAUCAAGGAGAUGAUGGCCAGACAUAAGCAGGAGCUCACUGAGAAGGACGCCACCAUUGCGUCGCUUGAAGAAACGAACAGAACACUAACUAGUGAUGUUGCCAAUCUUGCCAAUGAGAAAGAAGAAUUAAAUAACAAAUUGAAAGAUGCUCAAGAGCAACUGUCACGGCUGAAAGACGAGGAGAUAAGUGCUGCAGCUGUUAAAGCCCAGUUUGAGAAACAGCUGUUGACAGAAAGAACACUCAAGACUCAAGCUGUGAAUAAGUUGGCUGAGAUCAUGAAUCGAAAAGAACCUAUCAAGCGUGGCAGUGACACAGAUGUGCGAAGAAAAGAGAAGGAGAAUAGAAAGCUGCACAUGGAGCUUAAGUCUGAGCGUGAAAAAUUGACCCAGCAGAUGAUCAAGUACCAGAAGGAACUGAAUGAAAUGCAGGCCCAAAUAGCUGAGGAGAGCCAGAUUAGAAUCGAACUGCAGAUGACACUGGACAGCAAGGACAGCGACAUUGAGCAGCUACGGUCGCAGCUCCAGGCCCUGCACAUUGGCCUGGACAGCUCCAGCAUCGGCAGCGGACCAGGGGACGCGGAGGCUGAGGAUGGGUUUCCAGAGUCAAGGUUGGAAGGAUGGCUUUCAUUACCUGUGCGAAACAACACAAAGAAAUUUGGAUGGGUCAAGAAGUACGUGAUUGUGAGCAGUAAGAAGAUUCUUUUCUAUGACAGUGAACAAGAUAAAGAGCAGUCUAACCCUUACAUGGUCUUAGAUAUAGACAAAUUAUUUCAUGUCCGACCAGUUACACAGACUGAUGUCUAUAGAGCAGAUGUGAAAGAAAUUCCAAGGAUAUUCCAGAUCCUGUAUGCCAAUGAAGGAGAAAGCAAGAAGGAACAGGAGUUUCCAGUGGAGCCAGUAGGAGAGAAAUCGAAUUACAUCUGCCACAAAGGGCACGAGUUCAUCCCUACCCUGUACCACUUCCCGACCAACUGUGAGGCCUGCAUGAAGCCGCUGUGGCACAUGUUCAAGCCCCCUCCUGCUCUGGAGUGCCGCCGCUGCCACAUCAAGUGCCAUAAAGACCACUUGGACAGGAAGGAGGAGCUCAUAGCGCCAUGCAAAGUGUACUACGACAUAUCCACGGCGAAGAAUCUGCUGCUGCUCGCAAACUCCACGGAGGAGCAGCAGAGGUGGGUGAGCCGCCUGGUGAAGAAGAUCCCUAAGAAGCCCCCAGCACCCGACCCCUUUGCACGCUCAUCGCCCAGGACCUCCAUGAAGAUCCCGCAGAACCAGUCCAUCCGGCGGCCCAGCCGGCAGCUCGCCCCCAACAAGCCCAGCUAACUGCCUUCUAUGAAAGCAGUCAUCCCAGAUGACCUCGUUCUCCCAGG
Messenger RNA from Fukomys damarensis (Damara mole-rat), 4090 nucleotides. RefSeq names its product Rho associated coiled-coil containing protein kinase 2 (gene Rock2). The record is from RefSeq and is a predicted model, not a curated record. Lineage: Eukaryota; Metazoa; Chordata; Mammalia; Rodentia; Bathyergidae. Gene Ontology annotation, biological process: embryonic morphogenesis; regulation of actin cytoskeleton organization; mitotic cytokinesis. The transcript is spliced from 33 exons. Gene Ontology annotation, molecular function: ATP binding; small GTPase binding; Rho-dependent protein serine/threonine kinase activity. The coding region runs from base 135 to 4043 and encodes 1302 amino acids. Gene Ontology annotation, cellular component: cytoplasm; cytoskeleton.